UUGGUCGCAUUGCUAGGAUGUCUUAGAGGUGAUAAUAAGGUUUAUGUAAGGGGAAAGUCAUGUCUGGCAUAGAAAAGGAGGCGUCGUCGUCUGUAGAAGCUUGUCUUCACUAGCCUGACCACCACCAUUUACUCUUUGACUGCUGGUAACAUGCUACCAGGCAAGAACACUGGGAUACAGGAGCACCUAAAGCAGUAAAUAUGGCACAGUGUAAUAAGUGGGUAGUAGGGGUGAGUGCUUGUGUAGCAGUGAGUGUGGUGAUGGCGGUGGGACCCAGUGUGCCGGCAGGAAGACAGCCAGCUGUGGAGAUUAUGGUUGAUUCUGAGGAUAACCGCCAUGGUGUCGAUCAGUUAGCGCUACUACAAGAGAUGCGCACCAUUACUGACAUCAUGUUAAGACUACAGAAAAAAGAUGAGACUCCCCCGCCACCCCCGCCUGUAGUUCACGACUGCUCUACGCUCCAUCAAGCCGGGGUCAAGGGAAGCGGGAAGUAUCAAGUGUUCCCCUUCACCUUCCUGGUGUACUGUGACAUGAGCACCCACGGAGGAGGCUGGACCGUCGUACAACGCAGGAAACUUCAGGAAGUCCAGGAGGACUUCGAUAGGGGUUGGGCAGACUACCGGAAUGGGUUUGGUAACCUUGAUGGGGAGAUGUGGUUGGGCUUGGAACCCCUCCACCAGCUCACCUACAGCGCCUCCUACGAGCUGCGGGUCGACAUGUUUGAUUACCAGCUGGGACACCUCUAUGCUCACUACAAGAACUUUCGUGUGGGUCCUGAGAGUGACGGUUACCGUCUGCUGGCGACCAAUUACUCAGGCGACGCCGGCGACGCACUCUCAAUCUUUCACUCCGGUCUUCGCUUUUCCACCCUCGACCGUGACCAGGACCUGGCCAGGAACAAGAGCUGUGCACAAGAUAAGGAAGGUGGUUGGUGGUUCCAUGCUUGUUAUGCUGCUCAUCUCAAUGGUCGUCACUCCAUCACUCCCUCUAGGAAAGGCAACGGCACAGAAAUCCGCUGGUGGUCAAACCGCGAGCGAGUGCUGGUCCUAACUCACGUAGAAAUGAAAAUACGUCGGCGAAGGUCUGAAGGUGCUGCAGGGAACAAGCCGACAGAUGACGUUACUGCUGACGACACCCAGGGAGAGACUCCUAUCGGAGGCACUGACGAUAGCUACCACGACAGUACGAUGUCACCCACCAAAGGCUACGCUCCCUGGUGGCCAGCAUUUGAAGCAACAAGUGAUCACGAGGAUGAAAAUGUCAUCAACGUUCCUGGCGGCCGCGCAGACGUUAAUCCCUGGGAAGUGGUGCGCCCACAAAUGGAAUAAUCCCUACAUAAACCGUAAUUGGGUGGGGAUAUUACAGUUCUGAGGGUUAUUUGAAUUGUGAAAUCUACGUACGUCUGGCAAGACAGCUGUUGAACGGAUGAUUACGUUUAAUUUUUCUUGGGUCACUACCUCGGUGGGAGAUGACUGGUGUGCUUAAAAAAUAGUAUAUUUGUUCCCAUUAUGCUGUGUACUUAGAGGACACCCUGGAUGAGGCGUUUUCAGUAAAGACUUCUUACUAAGUUAAGUGAUAUUAUUUUUGAGGGUUUGAAAGACACAAAGAUGUUAGGUAUGGUGAUAUAGAUACUUUUAACAAAGCAAGUAGCUUUAACAAUUAGUUAAACAAUUAUAUGAGUGAGGAUUGGAUUUGGGAAGGACUUGUUUAGUAGGAUCCAGUAGGCCUACUACGGUCUUCCUCCAUUCUUAGAUUUAUAUGUUCUUGUGAAUGUGAGUGAAAUGAUGUUUAAAUAAAGGCUGAAGUUGUUGUGCCUUUGCACUACCUUGUUUACGUAAGUCUGUUAAAGAACAGAUAAGAAGAAAAUGUAUUGAGAGACGUGGAGACUAAGCUAAAAACUUAGUCUUAUUUCAGUAGCCCAUAAAAAGUUAUAAAAUUUAUUUGGUCUAGGUAGGUCACCUAUACUGCCAAAAAGAACAUUCCAAACCUUCCUCCAUGUAAGAUACACCAUUCAGAGUUUGAAGUCGAUUAAAACAGGUAUUAUCAAGUUAUCGCACAAAAAUUAUUGUGCAAUUAUCAUAUAUAAAUUUGGUAAAUUGGUACCAAAAAAAUCCAAAUCUUCCUUUAAGGACGAUAAACAAACUUAAAAAAUUUGAAUCCAGUCAGACUUGUUCUCAAGAAUCACACAGAAACCUUAACUAUUGGAUAAAUAAAAAAAAAAAUGCGAAACUCGACAUAAACUAUAUUAUCUUCUAUUGGUAGAUACCUAAUCCUAUUUUUUUUAAAUCUUCAUCAGAAAUCAUUCUAGAAACAAAUCGUAUAGAAUUUCAUUAUAUCUAAAAGCCUUUCUAAGAGAUCAAAUCCUAUAAAAUACAGUACAUUAUAAUUCGUACUGGAGAGGAACCGUAUUAGUGUUCACAGUGAUUCAAUAUCAAGGGGAACAUGAGUCAAGGCUUUCCUUCAUUAAGUGUCAAUGAUUUCUUGGAUAUCUAUGCGCUGUAAAAAAUCAAAUAAAAAAAAUACUUAGGGGAAAAUUAAGACGACGUUUCGGUCCUCCCUGGACCAAUGUCAAAUCCCAACUUCUUCCAGCCAUGUUAUCGUGACUUGUAUUCUUCUAAUCUUCAAAAUUCGAGUCAGAAGUGAAAAUGAAUGAUCACUGGAGUGAUAUCCUUGAGAAAGGAACCGCUAAAGUGAAACCGCCGCUUGUUGGCCGUUCUGUGGUGUAAUUCCCUCUGGCUGUUUGUGAAGUUGAUCCAGAUGGGAUCCUUGAGAAGAUAGUUCUUGUAUAAACAGUAAAGCCAUGGAAUUUUC
This is a messenger RNA of Cherax quadricarinatus, 2811 nucleotides long. RefSeq names its product microfibril-associated glycoprotein 4-like. The record is from RefSeq and is a predicted model, not a curated record. NCBI's taxonomy places the organism in Eukaryota, Metazoa, Arthropoda, Malacostraca, Decapoda, Parastacidae.